AUGUCGAUCCCAGGGAGGCCAACGUCGAAUUGGCCAAUACCCGCGGUGCCAACAUCGAUAUUCUCAUAUGCGCUUGAUGACGAUGUUGCCGUCACCGUCUUCGCCGCCAAGGCCAAGGUCAACGAGGUCGUCCUUGUUGGCAAUGUCACGCUUCUUCUUGUCCGCGUUGGUGACGAGGCCAACGGCUUCGUCUUUGAGCGCGGUCAGGUCAAGUUCCAGGUCCUUGACCACAUCCUCGUUGGAGCGCUUGAGGACAAUGUUGCCACUGGAGUCGACGUUGUCGGUGCCCAGGCCCAGGCUGACCAGGCUGUCGCCGUUGGGGACAGGGGCGGCAAUGACAGCUGCGACGAACAGCGCGGUAGCGAGAGUGUAAUGCAUGAUAGCCGGGAGUUGCGGCGCAAAAGAGAAGGAGACUGGGGAGGUUGGAGCUGGUGGAUCGGGAUAGAGAGAAAACGGGAGAAAGGCGAGAAAUAA
Penicillium alfredii is the source of this 474-nucleotide messenger RNA. RefSeq lists its product as uncharacterized. The transcript is spliced from 2 exons. NCBI's taxonomy places the organism in Eukaryota, Fungi, Ascomycota, Eurotiomycetes, Eurotiales, Aspergillaceae. The record is from RefSeq and is a predicted model, not a curated record. Bases 1 to 474 code for a protein of 157 amino acids.